AUGUCGUCGUCACUCAGCAACCUCAGCGCCGCGGCGCAAGACCGCAAAGCCCGCCUCGCGCAGCUCAGAGGCCUCAAGCGAAAGCAACCCAACGACGAGAUCGCCUCGCCAGAAGCGGAGGACCACCACGCUCCCGCGCAGCCCGCCGCCGAGGACGACCAGCCGGACGUCGUGCGGCAGCACCUCUCGGGCCGCAACUAUGACUUCGAGACAAAGGGCCCCAAGCUCGGCUUCGACGUCAUGCCCAACGAGGGGCACGAGCAGCUGACGCUGGAAGAGCAGGCCGCCGAGGUAGAGGCCGAGGUCAACAGACAGGCGCUCGAGGAAGCACAGAAUGAAAAAGCCAUCGACCUGUUCAAGCUCCAGCCCAAGAAGCCCAAUUGGGACCUCAAGCGCAACCUCGAAAAGAAGAUGGAGGUGCUCAACGUCCGGACCGACAAUGCGAUUGCGAGGCUGGUGCGCGAGAGGAUAUCCGGGGCCCAGAAGGCGGCGCAGAAGAGCGGCGCGGCGGCCAACGGGAGCACCGAUGGGGAGGCGGUCGGCAUGGAUGGAGUGGCCCUUGUCGAGGGCCUGCGGGUACGGCAACAAGAGGAGGAAGAGGAGGAGAAACGCGAGCGCGAGGAGGAAGAAGCUCUACUGGCAUGA
Messenger RNA from Purpureocillium lilacinum, 645 nucleotides. RefSeq lists its product as uncharacterized. Gene Ontology annotation, cellular component: post-mRNA release spliceosomal complex; U2-type spliceosomal complex. NCBI's taxonomy places the organism in Eukaryota, Fungi, Ascomycota, Sordariomycetes, Hypocreales, Ophiocordycipitaceae. The record is from RefSeq and is a predicted model, not a curated record.